AUGAGCAUUUUGCUGAACUUGGGGUUCUCUAAAAGUCUGUUAGAGUCAACAUUAUAUGUCAAAAUAGAUGGAGCUGAUAUUCUUAUCAUUUCACUGUAUGUGGAUGAUCUUUUUGUGACAGGUAACAACUUAAGUCUUGUGGAGAAGUUCAAGAAAGAGAUGAUGGUGGUGUUUGAGAUGACAGAUCUUGGUUUAAUGAUGUUCUUUCUUGGAAUGGAAAUUAAACAAGGAGGAGUCUUUGUUUGCCAAAAGAAGUAUGCCAAAGAGAUUUUAAAGAAGUUUAAACUUGAAGAAUGCAAAGAAAUGAACACUCCAAUGAAUCAAAAGGAAAGGCUUUACAAGGAAGAUGGAACUGAGAAGAUAGAUCAAGCAUACUUCAGAAGCAUGAUUGGAUGUUUGUUGUACCUUUCAGUGACUCGGCCUGACAUCCUAAAUGUUGUAAGCAUUUUGUCUCGGUUUAUGCAUUGUGCAAGUGAAAUGCAUCUCAAGGCUGCAAAAAGGGUGAUUAGAUAUGUUAAAGGAACUUGUAAUUUUGGCAUCAAGUACAAGAAAACUGAAAAGUUCAAGCUGAUAGGCUUCUCUGGCAGUGAAUGGGGUGGUUCAAUUGAUGAUAUGAGAAGUACUUCAGGGUAA
Messenger RNA from Glycine soja, 633 nucleotides. RefSeq lists its product as uncharacterized. The coding region runs from base 1 to 633 and encodes 210 amino acids. The transcript has a single exon. Lineage: Eukaryota; Viridiplantae; Streptophyta; Magnoliopsida; Fabales; Fabaceae. The record is from RefSeq and is a predicted model, not a curated record.